Messenger RNA from [Candida] anglica, 2334 nucleotides. The record is from the annotation of a GenBank genome assembly. NCBI's taxonomy places the organism in Eukaryota, Fungi, Ascomycota, Pichiomycetes, Serinales, Debaryomycetaceae.
AGGAGAUAUUACACAUAAAUAUGUUGACCUACGAGGAGAAAGCUACACUUCUUAACAGCUGGCUUUCAAGAAAUGCCUUUUGGAAUACCGACGUGGUUGAAAUAGAGGCUACUGAAGAAGGGUUAGAAGUUGUUCCUUCACCUCAAGCUGAAGGUUUAGAUGAUAGACCGUUACUUAGAAUUCCAAAGGGGAAUAUCUUAUCAAUUAAAAACGCCUCUAUAAACAACUUAUUAGAGGACUGGGCUGAAUCUGAAUUAUUAGCCAAACUUGAUAAGAUGAUGGAUCAAGAAGAGGAAGGAAAUGUUGAUGAUGAUAAUGACGAUGAUGACGAUGAAAGAGUGAAUUUAAAAGAUGUAGACGUUCAUAGUUUGGUAUUGGCACUUAUUUAUGAACAUUCUGUGGGGAACAAAUCUCCUUGGUACGAAUUCAUUGCCAGUAUUGAAGUGGAAGAACAACCAUUGCCAUUGAAUAUGUGGAAAGAAGAAGAUAAAAAAUUGUUGUACAACAGUGAAUGUGAUUUACUUCAUAUGUUAGAUGGUGGAGAUGUGGUGAGGUUAUUAGAAGAAUGUAGAAAGUUUGCCGAAGGUAAUAAGGAAUUCGUUGAUAUUCCAGAAGUGUUUGAAAGAGUUGAACAUAAGAAGCAAGAACAGGAAAAGCUUGAAUUAUUUGGAAAGUUUUUACAAGUUGUAUUUUCAAAGAGUUUAUACAUCGAUGGUUUCCACGGACUUGCUCUUGUUCCUGGAGCUGACUUGUUCAAUAGAUCAAAGUUUGAAAUUGACUUUGUGAAAGAGGAAGAGGUUUGUGAAAUUUGUGGAGAGGAAGAAUGUGAACACGAAGAAGAUGAUGAAGAAGAAGAAAUUGUAGUGGAUGAAGAUGAUGAAGAAGGAUUAGAAAUAGAGAGUGGUGAAGUAGGAGAAGAUGAUGAAGAAAUGGAUGUCGAUGAAGAGGGACCUGAAAUUACAGAGGGAGACAUUACAUUUGGAGAUGUUUCAUUUGGAGAUGAUUAUUCAGAUUCAGAAAGGGCACCCGAAUGGGAAUUGGAGGAAACAGAGGGAGAAAGUGGAGAGGAUGAAGAUAGUGAUGAUACUGAUGGGGAGGAUAUGGUAGGAAAUGAUGGAAAGGAAAUUGAUGAAGAUGAUGAAGAUGAGAAGAAUGAAGUUGAAGAAGAAGUUCUUGUUGAAAUCACACCAGAAUAUAUCACUGCUAUGGAAGAGGAAUUAGAAGAAGAAGAGCAUGAAGAAGACGAAGAGGAAGGUGAAGAAGAGGAAGGUGAAGAAGAGGAAGGUGAAGGUGAAGAAGAUGAUGAAAUGGAAGAUGACGAAGCCGACUCUCCUCUUGUUCUUUCGGACGAUGAAGACUUAUCAGGAGAAAGAGAUGACCUUUUCCAACAAUUAGUCACUGCUCAAUGUUGUGAUAUUAUUCCAUUGAAUUACCAAUACGAUAAGAAAUUUAACAACUGUGGAGAUAUGCCAAAUGCUCAUUUACUUCAAAGAUAUGGGUUUGUCGAAGAAGAUAAUGAAAAUGAUUCUUGUACUCUCACAGUUCAAAUGUUUUCCUAUUUGAAGAAGGUUGAAGGUCCAAAGAAAAUGUUAUUGGACGUUAAACUUCAAUGGUAUGAAGAAGUUGGUUUUGAAAUUGUGAAUGAAUUAUGUCAAGAAGACGAAAGUGGACAUGAUCACAAACACGGGGGUGAAUGUGGAGAUGAAGGAUGCGAGGAUGAAGGAUGUGGAGAUAAGGAAUGCGGAGAUAAAGAAUGUGGUGAUGAAGGAUGUGGAGACAAGAAAUGCGGAGAUGAAGGAUGUGGAGAUGAUUGUGGAGAUGAAGGAUGUGGUGAGCCAUCUGAACCAUCUAUUUCUGAACCAACAUCAUGGGAACUUUCUCCUAGAGUCAACUUUGAUGGAUCUCCAACCCCUCAAACAUAUGCUCUCAUCAAGCUCAUUUUGCUCCCAUUCAAUCUUUUCAAUGCUAAAUUCCUCAACUGUGCCAGUGAAAAGAAGCUCAUUAGAAGAAUUGUUGAACGUCUCUUACCUAAUGCAACUUCUGCUGAUCAACGUCGUCAAGAAAGUUUGGAUAGAGAACACUCUGAGACUCUUAAGGUAUUCACCUCUUGGUGUCAAGAUAGAUUAGAUAGAUACAAGGAUGAUUUGACUAGUUCAGACUAUGAGGCUUUACUCAAUAAAAAGGACCUUUCUGAGCAAAAGAGAAUGAUCUAUACUAUGUUGAAGCAAGAGAAGGAAAUCUUGUCUAGAGGAUGUUCAUUUUCAACUGAAUAAUGGUGGGGUAAAGACGGUGUAUAUAUGACAAAAUUAGAGAAUAAAUAUUAUUAAAAAUCAA